Molecule: messenger RNA, 840 nt
Organism: Giardia duodenalis
Lineage: Eukaryota; Fornicata; Diplomonadida; Hexamitidae
Exons: 1
Coding region: 1-840 (279 amino acids)
Source: RefSeq, a predicted model, not a curated record
AUGUUGACUGCUAGCGAGGCAGUGCGGCAUCUAGAGAUCCUCACAUCUGAGGUUGCUCGUAGCGGCAUCCUGCUACAGAUGGUCUUGGUUGGUAAAGCUUCUAGUGGAAAGACAACAGUUCUCCAGGCGGUCCAUGCACGUGUUGCUUGUACAGAAAUGCUAUAUUGCGCCAUGUACCGCAGCAUCCAGGAAUUAGAGGCCCAUGUGCUUGCUGCCCCGUGUACCUGUGUUCUUCUCCUCGAUGAUGUAUGUGUUUUCAAUCUCAAUGAGCUGAUAUUGGCCUUACAGGCUAGUGGAAAAUCUUUCAUCGCAGCUUCAAGACGCCCAACUGAUGAAAGAUGUGACUACAUUACUUUGGAAGCUCCUCGGUUCAUCACUGCUAGCAUUAACGAAAAUGUCAUCUCCUUUUGCUCCCCUAUCUCUCCGUAUUGCGGUCAUAUGACCCGUGUCCAGUGUAUUCUAUUAUCAAUCUUGCACAUUUGCAUGCACAGUAGUCCCAGCCAGGACGAGUACCGCUUCGGAAGGACAACCCUCAAGCGAAAGGGCCAGAGCUUCAAGCAGAGCCUAAGCCACACAACAACUAACGGUCGUACUAGGUCCUCUCGUGUGUCUGUGGCAAGACUCAAGGCAUGUUUUCAAGCGUACAGCUGUCUGCAAACUGAUACGCUGCUGUCUGCUGUUGAUAUUGAUGACACAAUUAUGAGCUUGAUCAACUCCCGAUGUAUUGCUUGCACAAGGGGCCCAACGCAAAGCAAGACAUACCUCCAGUGCACGCUCACAGAGGGGGAGCUCGCUCUCAUACGGGGUAAAGCUAAUAUACUGCACAAUCUCAUGGAUUAG